Molecule: messenger RNA, 1872 nt
Organism: Limulus polyphemus (Atlantic horseshoe crab)
Lineage: Eukaryota; Metazoa; Arthropoda; Merostomata; Xiphosura; Limulidae
Gene: Oli
Product: class E basic helix-loop-helix protein 23-like
Exons: 3
Coding region: 68-955 (295 amino acids)
Molecular function (GO): protein dimerization activity
Source: RefSeq, a predicted model, not a curated record
UGGUGGUCACAUCCAACUCUUCUGUCUCACAAGAGCAAUCCAAUUGUUGGCGGGCAAAAAAAUUCUUAUGUCCCUCGAAAACAUGGAAUCUGCCUGCCCUUCUACGACAUUUCGACAUAUGAUCACCUCGUCUGCUUUCUCCUACGGACUACCUUCUUCUGUUUUUCCACCUCCCCCUCCACCUUUAGUCUCGACAGCAGAGGCCUUCCGGACGGGAUCACUGACCCAGCUCGCUUCUUCCGGCUCCUCUUCCUCGGACUUUCAAGCAAUCAACGAGUACGCUACAAAUCUAACGAUACCACCAUCGGCACCUGUCUCUGAUUCGGAGUCACGACCCGUGGCCUCUCCUCUGUCCUCAUCCAGCCUAAGAGGUUUUCGGAACGGUGGACCCCCAUCCUCUCCGAGUGAAACCGGUAACACUGAUGGUGAUACUGCUGAUGAAGGCCAGCAAGGCAGCACUGACGACGAUAACUCGCGGGACAAGAGGCCAUUCACAAGUAACUCAAGCUCCUUGACGAACGGGAAAGAAUCACACAAGAAGCCCGAAACAGAAGAACCAACUACCGGCAAGAGGUUUCGCCACGCCAAAACCGUAAGACUCGGUAUCAACGCAAGGGAACGUCGCCGAAUGCACGACCUGAACGACGCCCUCGACGAUCUCCGUUCGAUCAUCCCGUACGCCCAUUCCCCAUCGGUGCGAAAAUUGUCCAAAAUCGCUACGCUUCUCCUGGCUAAGAACUACAUCCUCAUGCAGGCUAAUGCCCUAGAAGAGAUGCGCAGGAUUAUAGCGUACAUGAAUCAAUCUGGUGUUCCUCUGCCCCCUGCAGCGGCGGCAGCUGCGGCGGCUGCCGUGGCCAUACCCUCACCAGUCCCCGUGUCUGGUGCAGCCGUUUCGGUCACAAAUUGUUGUAGCGUCGAACCCUACACUUACGGUAGAACUCCAGGUCCUUCUUAAAACAACACACGAUGAAGGACAAUUAAGUUUAUUCUGAAAGCUGGCCCUGAAAAUCUUAGAAAUAACCAAACUCGUUUGUGCAUUUCAACAAUUCAGCUCUGAUCAGUAAUAUUCAUGCUCUGUACAUAGAAUGUAUACUUGUAGCGUUUAUGUCUACAAAUAAUGCUCUUUAGAACAAAGUGAAAUAUAAAUUUACAAACUUACAUAUAUAUAUUUAUUUAUAUGUGUAUACCCCUUUAAAAAAUUCACUAUUUCCUAUUUAUUUAUUGCCUCUAAUUAUCUUUGUUUCUAAUUAACACUUCUUCCAAAAAAUGUUAUUGGUUCAAAGGUUUGUUUCAAAAUAACGUGGGCUAACAAAAAUUCCAAUGCAAGAGGCGAAAAAAUAUGUAUUAUACUUGUUCACGUUUAAAUUAUAGGGAACUAUAAUGUGAAAAUAUUAUCAAAUGCAAUAAAGAGAAGUAAAGUUAUAGAAACUCAUCAUUUAUAAAUGUAAAAUUUACCACUUUUAAUAGACAAUCUCGUGUUACGUAAAGAAAACAAACAACAUUUAUUAACAAGCUAGUUACUGUUACAGUAACUAUAUGAAUUACUUACUCUCCUGUUUAAGAGCUAUUGCAAUAUUAGAUGAAACAGAAUUAGAGUAAUUUCCUACUUUACAUUAUCAGAUGAAGGGUCUGAAACUCUUCCUCAAGUAAAGCUCCAAACUCUAAUUGGUGUUUUCAUCACAAGGGAACGAAAAAAAGUCUGUAAUUUGCCAUUAUGAGCAGUCCCCAUUUUUGCGAAGAUUAAGUUACAAAAUCUAAGUUUUCUUUGUGUAAUUUUACUAUUCUUUACAGAUAUAACAUACCAUCUGAUAUUACCCAUGUGCUAUUGUAUAAGGAUGUUUUAUGUGGUCAAUAAACUAUGUAUUACUUCAA